CUACUUGUGCUAUUGAUAGAGUGAUAGAGUACGGAAAGGAGCAAGGAAAUGUCAAAAAUGUGUUUAGAACACGACUUGUAGCCUUCAAAAACCUUAAAAAAUGGAUGUUGAGGCCAAAAAAAUUGCAUACGUGACCAUAAGUGAUACACUUGCGUGUGUUAAUCUUGGAAUUGUUCUUUCACUCUCUGCGUUACUGGCAAUAACCACAAGCUUCAUUUUGGGUGUUUUUGUUUUGGGAACUUACGUUCUGGGUGUCACACUCUUCUACUUUUUAUUAAAAAAAAGGGUUGCCGUGGGGAAUUUACUUAGUAUUUUUACUGGAGAAAAUUCUACAAACGAAAAGUGCCAGAAUGAAAAGUGCCAGAAUACUACAGGCUGCAAUAUAUGUGGUGAUGGGUCUUGCAACCGAAGCAAAGAACCCCUAUAUGAAGCAAUACGCCAUGGAGAGAUUAUGAUUAAUGCAGAGCUUGAUGAAUCUAUUGAAAGUUUACUGAAUAGAAUACUUCAAGAUUUUGUGGAGUCAUGGUAUUCUCAAAUUUCUAGUGACAAAGCAUUUGAGUUGGAGCUUAGACACUGCCUUAGACGUGCAUGUACCAUUGUCCUACAACGAGGAUUACAGAUUAAUUUAGCAGAAACAAUUUUUGUGAAGUUACUACCAGCUGCUGUGAAUCACUUAGAAGACUAUUUAAUUAUACGUGAAAUGUCACAAAACCAGAGAAUUCCUUUUGUGAGAGCAGCUGUUCAGCACCUGGGCACAAGACUCCAUCCUGCAACUUUCAAUCGGGAUAGGGAGCUUGAUUACCUUCGUCAGAUCACAGAAUGUGUUCUGCCAAGUUUAGUUGCCCAAUCACAACUUCAAUGCCAGAAUUUCCAUGCGUUAAUGAGAGAACUAAUAGCUGGCUGGGUUCUUUUACCUUUGGCUGAUGUGCUGGCAGAUCCCUCCAUAUUAAAUAGCCUUCUCUUAUUACUACUUGGCCAUCAGCAACUCACGCAGUACAAGGAUGUUGAUAAUGAACCAAAAGUAAAAUUUCUUGAAAAAUUUGUUGAUUAUAGUCCAAAAUAUUCAUCUGCCCUUCAUCCUGAUUUGUCAAAUAUUCUUAACAAUCAAAAACUACUGUAUGCUUUUAUGCAGUUUUUGAAAGCAGAGAGAUCAGUCCAUAUAUUACAGUUUUGCCUGGAUGUUGAGGAGUUCAACAGAAAAAUGUUAACACCAGAUAUAAGUUCUGAGGAGAAAGAACUUUUGUACAAAGAUGCCAUGGAUCUUUAUUCAGUAUAUUUUAAUCCUGAGUCUCCUGACAAUAUUGGCCUGCCCUCUGAUAUAGUCCACAGCAUGAAAGAAGUUUUGACGGAAGAUGUCGGCAAAUUACGGACCUCUCCACCAUUAUUUGAAGCCAUCAAUCAUGCAUACCGCUUAUUAGAGAAUAAAUUAUGCCCAUUGUUUCAUGCAAGUGAUGAUGUUAUAAGUUUGUAUUGUGAGAGUGGAAAGCAAACAAACAAUCUCAAGCACCCAUUUGGACGGAAGCCCACAAGAUGGUUACGGUACACUUUUUUCAGGUGGCUAGCUGGACCCAGAGUUCUUACUACAGGCGUGCGUUCAGGAACAAGCUCCCCUUUAUCUCAGGGAUCUCCAGCUAGGAACAGACCAAACAGAAGACCCACAGAAAAUGUUGGUGCUGUUGCCCGUAUCAGCAGUCGGCUUCACAAAAUAAAAGGGGUAUUGCGAGGACCAGUGGAAGGUCACACUUUUGACUCAGAUCCUGGAAUUGAUCUUGUUGACUCAGAAUAUGCAGAGGACUUGCAGUUAUCUGACUCAACAGAUCGAAAUUUGAGUGUGUGGAGUGUCUCAAUUCCUGCGGUUAAAACAAAACUUGAUGCAAGCAGCAAACCAUAUUCUGUAUUUUACAUAGAAAUCCAAAAGGUUGAUGCCUUAAAAGAAGAUGAUAGUGAAAAAAGUCAUUGGAAGGUAGAGAGAAGGUACAAUGAUUUUUAUGCUUUAGAAGCAAAGUUAAUUGAAUUUCAUGGGGAAUUUCCUGAUAACCAGCUACCACCAAGAAGAAUGCUUUUGUUCUCAGCUCCAAGUGCUCAGUUUUUAGAAAGUCGCAAACAGGUGUUUGAAGACUAUUUAAAAAAGCUGCUGUCAAAGCCUUCUCUUCGAGGUAGCGAUUUGUUGUUUGCAUUUCUUCGUGUUCCUGGGGAAUUUUCGGAAAUGAAUUCAAGUCCAGAUGCUCUCAGCCGCCUUUUGAGAAGAACUGUCCCACUGACUUUAAGGAAAGAGCGAGGCCAACAUUUGGAGCCAUUUCUUAAUGGAUUCUUUUCCUCUACAGAAGGGAAGAAAACUAGCAAACUCGAAUAUAAAGAUGUUAGUCAGGAAAGCCCACCUGUUCGUGAUAUCCGAAAUAUUAUUGGGCCUAUUUUUCAAAAUAACUUUAAUCUCACAGAGGAAUCAGCUCCAUGUUCUGUGGAUUCGAGCAGAACAAACAUGUGUUCUCCUCUAUUGGGCCCUAUCAUCCAGCAAGGGGGUUUCACCAGCUCACUUAUACAUAUCGGCCUUGUAGUCUACAAUAUGUCUAAAUCAUCUCUUCGUGUUGCACUGUCUAUUCAGGCAUUAAUAGGCAGUACAUUAGAUGCUAUUCUGUCAUACUUUGUUGGACGUGCUCUCAAAACUCUAUUAGUAGCUCCUCGUCUUGCUCACCUGACCCAUUUACUUCAAGGUGCUAUUUUCAACAGCAAGAGUGCGCACUGGAAUUCUAUGGAGAUUGAAGAACGGGCAGGUAGGGAAUUAGAUCAAUUUUGUUCCAAAUAUUGGCUGGCAAAGCUAGCUGCUCCUGCUUGUAAAGGGGCAUUUUGCGCAGUUCAGUCUCCUCAAUUAAACAAGCAACUCUUGUAUGUUUUGCUAGACCUGGUAAUUGAGGAACUUUUCCCUGAGCUCAGUCAUUCUUGAUACUUAGAUUCUUUGAUUAAGGUAUUGCCACCAAGUCCAAAUCUGUGAAUGCAGUUAUAACUGGAGGGCUUUUGUUUGACCUGUAUCCUCACUUAUUUGGAAUGGAAUGGAGCUUAAUUCCAUAAGCCAUUUAGCCUUUUCGUCAGGGUUUGUCCUAUGUCAUUUUGAUAGACAGGGUCAAUAUAGGUACUUUUACCAGUUCAUACUCCCAUUAAACUGCCUGUUGUGUGUGCGUGUGUAUAUGUGUGUGUGUGUUUAAAAAAAGGAAAAACUUUAUGCAGUACAGUAUCUAUACAGAUUAAUAACAUUCCAGCCAUAUAUGUUACUACAUUUUUAAGUAAAGGUAUUUACGGGAGAAACAUAUGCCUGUUACAUAUUCAGGAGAAUUUCUGAGUACAUAGAUUGUAUUUGGAGGAGUGAAAAAUUUCACAUGCCUCCCUUGAAUCAGUUUGUUAUGCUUAAAUUGAUUUAUUGUAUUAUUAGAUGUGAUUUGUGGAGAGUUUAUGACUUAUGAGGACUGUGAUCAUUUAUUACAAUUCACCUAAUAAUUGUUAUGAGGUGUGACACUAGGUGUUAACAUACUAUCAAUUGAAAUUCAUCACUUUUGGUUCUUAAGAAGUCUAUCAACUUGCUAGUGAAGCCUUCCUUAGCCAAAUGUGUGGAGAGUGUUACAAAUUUGAGUAUUCAGCAGUCAAAUGACUUUGAUCUCUAGUCUCUUGUGUUGUGUUAUGAUAGUUUUUCAAAAUUAAUGAUUAAUUAUCGGUAACCUUUUUAGAUUUUUUCUUAAAAAAAAAAAGAUAACUAAGAAAAACAACAACUUGAUAUUUGAGGAUUGAGAUGUGUUCAUUUAGUACCUAGAUAUUCUGUUUCUAAACUGAAGCCAGCUGGAUGAAACUUCUCAACUGGACAUAUUUUACCAUGGACCCAAACCAAUACAGUAUAAGUUAAAUUCUAAUACUCAUCAAUAACAAUCCAAUCAAGGACUCGUCCUGUUAUUUUUAUUAUUAUCAUUGUUUCUUAUUGUGUAUCGAUAGGUUGCUUGACUACGGUAGCUUCUAAUAUUUUACAAAUCCCAUGAUUUAAAUCAAGCUUAUUUUGUAAGCUUAUGUUUCUUAACUGAAUGGACUGGAAAGUUGCUGUUACAACUUGUUGGAAAUUACUGCAUUUUAGCUGUUGGUGCAACUUGAGAUGAAAAUCCAGUAAGGAGAAAGUCAAAACUUUUUAUUGCAUUAGGUGCAGACAGCCCGAGAAUGAAAAAGUAGAUUUCUAUUAUUUUUUUUUUACAUGGAGUUUAUGAUAUUUGAAAUACUUAUUCUUCUCUACUAAGAUCUGUGUUUUAUUUUGUGAUCAUAGAAUGAAUGUGAUAUCUUUAAUGUUAAGUGUAGUCAAAAGCAUGGACCUGGUUGAGCAUUUCAAUAAAUGUACAAAGGAUUGUU
Frankliniella occidentalis (western flower thrips) is the source of this 4377-nucleotide messenger RNA. Its product is annotated as sorting nexin-14. NCBI's taxonomy places the organism in Eukaryota, Metazoa, Arthropoda, Insecta, Thysanoptera, Thripidae. Gene Ontology annotation, biological process: autophagosome maturation. Gene Ontology annotation, molecular function: phosphatidylinositol binding. Gene Ontology annotation, cellular component: late endosome. The transcript is spliced from 19 exons. The record is from RefSeq and is a predicted model, not a curated record. Bases 101 to 2941 code for a protein of 946 amino acids.